GUAGCACUUCAUUGUCAAAGCCAUGUCUGAGCUACGACAGAGAAAAAAGGAUGCAACAGAAACCCAACAAGAUGUCUCAGAGGUAAAAGCUACCAGUGAACCAAAAAAUCAAUUGACAUCGCGAGGCUUUUAUGCCAUUAUUCUGUUUGUCAUCGCGUUCGCUGCUUACCAGUACCCUUCAUUUAUCCAUGACUGGCUAGGGCUGUCGGAAUCCGAGACGUUGCAUGGGACCAGACCAGAUAGUAUAGUGGACUUCUCAGCAGACAUUUUCAAACGUGAUGCUGUUGUAGAAGCGUUCAAGUACGCAUGGGCGGCAUAUGAGAGGGACGCAAUGGGUGAUGAUGAGUAUCAUCCCAUUAGCCAUCAAGGCUCCAACUUGACAAAGCCGGGCGGCAUUGGAUAUACAGUUGUGGACUCUAUCGACACCAUGCUCAUCAUGGGCCUUCCCGACGAGUACGAGCGUGCCAAGUUGUGGGUAGCCAACGACAUGUCCUUCGACAGAGAUGCACCAUUCAGCACUUUCGAGACUACCAUUCGCGUCCUUGGGGGUCUCCUUGCCGCGUACCACCUCUCAGGGCAGGAUCCCCUAUAUCUCGAGAAAGCCACAGAACUGGGGAACCGCAUUCUCCCGGCCUUUGAUACCGAGUCUGGCCUCCCACUCUCACUCGUCAACCUCGCCGAGAUGGAGGGUGUUCCUGACAAGGACAAUAGUGGCAUGAUAAGUACUGCUGAAGCCGCAACACUCCAACUUGAGUUCCGCUACCUUGCUUUCCUGACAGACGAAGAUAUAUACUGGGAGAAGGCCGAGCGGGUCAUGGCAGUUAUCAAACAGGCGCGCAUGUCGCACGGGUUAGCAUCAAUAUUCAUGACCCAAGAUGGCCGUUUUGCGACGUCAGCGAUACGUCUGGGUUCUCGUGGUGAUUCAUACUACGAGUAUCUAUUAAAACAGUACCUUCAGACAAAUCAAACUGAAGGCGUUUACCGCGAGAUGUACGACGAUGCAAUGACAGGUAUACAUGACCAUCUGGUGCAGAUCAGUCCGUCAUCGAGUCUCACCUACACUGCUGAGCUUGUGCCAGAGCGUAAAGGCCAAGGACUCCAAUGGCGUCUCGUCCCAAAGCAAGAUCAUCUCGUCUGCUUCCUCGGGGGUUCACUUAUGCUAGGCGCCACCACUUCUGGAGCACUCGUUCAUCCCGUGUCUGUCCCACCACGCCCAGAAGAACUUACAGAGCAAGGAAAGCGCGACUGGAAGACGGGCAUCGAGCUCAUAAGGACAUGCAUGGCCACGCAUGAUACCCAAACUGGGUUGUCACCGGAGAUCGCACACUUCAGAACACAGAACGAUAAUCUAGAACAGCUUGCCCAUAUGCCUACAGAUUGGUAUAUCAAAGGAGCUCGCCCAGGCGGCCCUACGCCCUUUGACGCUCGUUAUAUCUUACGCCCAGAGACUGUCGAAUCGCUCUUCAUCGCUUUCCGACUAACAGGGGACGUGCAGUACCGAGAGUACGGCUGGGCGAUUUUCAAUGCAAUCGAAAAACACUGCAAGCUUGAGAGUGGGGGCUAUGCUGGAGUGAUGAAUGUGGAUGCGGUCCCGGUAGAGCACGAUGAUAAGAUGGAGACAUUUUUGAUGAGUGAAACAUUGAAAUAUCUGUAUCUUUUAUUCGCGGACGUCAAAGUCUUGCCUCUAAACGAAUAUGUAUUCAAUACAGAGGCCCAUCCCUUCCCUGUGUUUAUGUCCAACAUACGCACCGGUUUCUCGUGAUGAAGGCGGGGUAUACCGCUUUACAUUGUGAUCAUCUAUCCGGUACUUCACAAAAUAUUGCAUAUCAUCAUGGUUGCAACGUACCUGCGCU
Molecule: messenger RNA, 1853 nt
Organism: Serpula lacrymans var. lacrymans S7.9
Lineage: Eukaryota; Fungi; Basidiomycota; Agaricomycetes; Boletales; Serpulaceae
Product: glycoside hydrolase family 47 protein
Exons: 18
Coding region: 23-1762 (579 amino acids)
Biological process (GO): carbohydrate metabolic process; N-glycan processing
Cellular component (GO): endoplasmic reticulum; membrane
Molecular function (GO): calcium ion binding; mannosyl-oligosaccharide 1,2-alpha-mannosidase activity
Source: RefSeq, a predicted model, not a curated record